Messenger RNA from Theobroma umbraticum, 2096 nucleotides. Its product is annotated as RNA-binding S4 domain-containing protein. Gene Ontology annotation, molecular function: RNA binding. NCBI's taxonomy places the organism in Eukaryota, Viridiplantae, Streptophyta, Magnoliopsida, Malvales, Malvaceae. The record is from RefSeq and is a predicted model, not a curated record.
UGUUAAACGGAAAACGAACAAAACGACCAUGGCUGCCGCCAGCGUCACUGCUCCAUGGCUUCUCCGAAGAGCAUUUCAAGCGUUGGCUUUCUCUCAACCUCUUCACAUCAACAGAAACCUUUCUUUCUGUGGAAAUCGUUGCUCCUUUCCGGUUCAAACUCCACUGAGAAGUUCAGGGUUAUGUCACGUUGCCCAAGUUAUAAAGGGGGAUAAUGAUGUUUUACUUAAAGGAGUGGGAGAUAAAAGUGCUAUCGAAGAAGUGAAACAUAUUCUUGAAAUGGCUAGACGGGCAGCAACAAGAAGAGAGGUCCUCCAUACAGAUUUUCUCACCCCACCAGUAAUAAAGGAGUCAAUGCUAGUUUUGGGAAAACUGGCUGAUGUCAAAGCGGUUGCUCAGGGAGGAUACCCUCAGGCUGAGCGUUGUCGCAUUUCUAUUGGACAUUCAGAAGUAUUGACCAGUGAUCCUGAUGUAGUUGCAGCAUUAAAUUUUUUCUUUCUCAGCAUCACAGGAAACUUCGGCUUUCAACCUUGUUCUCAUGGUGACUUCCUCGGUGCAAUUCUUGGUACAGGUAUUGCUAGAGAGAAGCUUGGGGAUAUUAUCUUGCAGGGAGAAAAGGGAGCUCAUAUUCUGAUUGUUCCAGAACUUGUUGACUUUCUUAUGUCAACCUUGGACAAGGUCGGCAAUAUAUCAGUAUCAUGUAUGCAGAUACCUCUCCUUGCUCUUGAAUAUGAGCCACCAAGGACACAGUCAUUCAAAACCGUAGAAGCAUCACUACGGGUUGAUGCUCUAGCUAGUGCAGGGUUUAAGAUUUCAAGGUCUAAACUAGUUAAUUUGAUCAGUAAUGGGGAUGUGCGUGUAAAUUGGACAAGUGUUACAAAAAAUGGAACAAUUCUCAAGACUGGAGAUAUUGUCUCAGUUAGCAGGAAAGGAAGACUAAAGAUAGGAGAAAUAAACACUACAAGGAAGGGAAAGUUUGCCGUUGAACUCAUUCGGUAUCUGUAGGCUACAUAGCAAGAAAUUUUAUUUUCCAUAAGCUGGAGAAUUUUCAAUUAUUGGAAGACAAAGGGAGAUAUGUUUAAAGGUGAAAGAAAAAGGGAUGAAUAGUUGCAAGCUUCCAUGCCAAUAUUUGGGUAAUGACAAAGGUAUUCUCCAGUAAUGCUUAUACAUAAUAGCUUAUUCUCUUUUGAUAGUUAAAUUAGGGGUAAAAGGAUUUGUUGUUUAGAGCUAAGAUGUGGCUACCAUUAUUACUAGUGCAUCAACUCAUCUAUUUUUUCUUCAAAAUUCUUCUAAAAGAUUAUACUUUUCUUCAACAUUGAUGAUAAUUGCAUAUAAUGCUGGCCCUUGUCAUUGUAUAAUAGUAUGAAAUUACUAAUGAUUUUAACUGACCGGCAACAGUAGUAUAUUUGUUGACACUAGGCAGCUUGACUCUAAACAUAGAGAAAGUAUAGAAACAGCAAAGAAUCACAAACCAAUACUCCAUUCGUACCACAAUCCCACUUCCCUUGAGUUGGGAAGAGUAAAUUUGAUGGUACUGCUAACCAUUCCUUCUUCCUCUUCUGAUGCUAUUAAUUCCUCCAUUUGGUCACAACCCCAACCAAUGAUUUGUUCCAAAGUGCUCAGAUCUUGCAUUUGGUCUACCAUUUUUUUCUCUACUCCAGAAACAUUCCUAAUCAUCUGAGCAACUGUCCAUAGGUGAGUCAAUACAAAAGGAAAACAAACGUAAUAAAAACCUUAUAAAUGUUGGUAGACACGUAUUAAACACUGAAUAAAGUAGUUCACAACCUUAUUUCAAAUCAAAUCAUACAACAAAGCUUAGUCCCUUGUUUCGAUGGUAGAAAACCAACUCUCUGUUUUUUGAGACUGUGAAAUGGAGCUUAACAGUCACAAUUUGGAAGAGUUCAACAAACACACACUAAUUGGUGAAGAAAAUGGGGAUGAAUUGAAUCUAAAAUUACAAAGCAUAGAACAUCAGAAAUCAAGAUGAUUGAAUUGCGAUUUUACUUCAGCAUUUGGGCCUGACUGUAACCUUCUUUCCCAUUGUAUGUGUCUAGCGUAAGAGUGAAACCAUGUAAGAGUGAGUAGUAACAUUAGUUCA